AUGGUUGUAAAUAACCCAAAUAAUUGGCAUUGGGUAGAUAAAAACUGUUUAACAUGGUCAAAAGAAUAUUUUGAAGAAAAUUUACUAGGAUUAGAUGCACAAGAUGAAACUAGUAAUGUACACAUAGUUGAUGUUUCAUCAGUUGAAGGUGACGUUGAUGUAUCUCAAAGAAAAGGGAAAGUCAUAUCGUUAUUUGAUUUAAAAAUCGUAUUAUCAUUCCAUGGAUAUAAUGAAAAAGACGAUGAUAUAUCUGGAUCAAUUACAAUUCCUGAAUUAGCUUAUGAUAGUGAAGAGAGUGAUUUAGUAUUUGAAAUUUCAGUUUAUAAUGAAAGUAGUGAGAAUACAGGUAUAACAACUUUAAUCAAACAAAAAUUGGUACCGCAAUUGAAAUCAAAACUAUUAAAAUUUGGACCUGAUUUAAUUGAAACUAAUGUUAGAGAUAUUCAAAUUGAAAAAGAUAAAGUUACAUCAACUUAUACUAAAGGAAACUUAUCACAAGCACCAGCACCUGCACAACAACCACAGCAAAAGAAAGAAGCCCCAAAACCAGUAGCAAAACCAACCACCACUGUCCCAAAAAAGGAAGAAUCAAAGACUAGCGGUACAUCUAAAAUUCCAAAAUAUAACACAACUACAUUACAUCUUGAGCCAUCUUUCAACACAUCUGCAGAACAAAUUUAUAUAACAUUAUUAGAUGAAUCAAGAAUUGCAGCAUGGACAAGAUCAUACCCAAUAAUAGAAAAAUUUCCACCAAAAGAAGGUUCAACUUUUAAAUUUUUUGGAGGAGCAGUUCAAGGGAAAUUUUUAAAACUCGUACGAAAUGAACAAAUUGUAGAAUUAUGGAGAUUACAAGAUUGGAAAGAAGGUCAUUAUGCUGAAUUAGAUAUGAAAUUAGUACAAAGUUCUGGAGAAACUAAAUUAGUGGUUAAAUUUUCAGGUAUACCUAUUGGAGAAGAAGAAAGAGUUAAAGAUAAUUUUGAAGAUAUGUAUAUUAGAUCUAUAAAAAUUACAUUUGGAUUUGGAGCUGUCUUAUAG
This is a messenger RNA of Lodderomyces jiufengensis, 1035 nucleotides long. It is a transcript of the gene AHA1, whose product is annotated as Aha1p. Gene Ontology annotation, biological process: positive regulation of ATP-dependent activity; protein folding. The coding region runs from base 1 to 1035 and encodes 344 amino acids. The transcript has a single exon. Lineage: Eukaryota; Fungi; Ascomycota; Pichiomycetes; Serinales; Debaryomycetaceae. The record is from RefSeq and is a predicted model, not a curated record. Gene Ontology annotation, molecular function: protein-folding chaperone binding; ATPase activator activity. Gene Ontology annotation, cellular component: cytosol.